Molecule: messenger RNA, 10860 nt
Organism: Bubalus bubalis (water buffalo)
Lineage: Eukaryota; Metazoa; Chordata; Mammalia; Artiodactyla; Bovidae
Gene: PRDM11
Product: PR/SET domain 11
Exons: 8
Coding region: 545-4078 (1177 amino acids)
Biological process (GO): regulation of transcription by RNA polymerase II
Cellular component (GO): nucleus
Molecular function (GO): protein binding; RNA polymerase II cis-regulatory region sequence-specific DNA binding; DNA-binding transcription factor activity, RNA polymerase II-specific
Source: RefSeq, a predicted model, not a curated record
GCGGAGGGCGAGCCCGCGCCCUUCCCGGUCCCCAGCGCCGCCCCUGCGCCCGGCCGGUGCGCCGCGCGGGCCGAAUCGCAGCGUCUCACACUUUCCCCGCCGGACCCGUGGCGGGGACGACCCGCGAGCUCCGGGGGCGGGGGUGCCCGGGGGACCGGGGGUGGUGGGGGGAGGCUGGGGCGGGGCGGUUCGGCCGGACCCGGGCCGCCCGCGCCCCCCUCCCCGCGGCCCCCCCCAACACGUCCCUGCCGGCUCGGAGAAGGGGGCAGGCCGGCACGUCUCCCCACACCCCUCCCCGCUGCCGGCGGCUUUGGGGCCCCGGUGGGGAGCAGGGGGCUGAUUAGCAGAGGAGCAGGGGUGUGGCCAGCGGGGCCCCGGGUAGUGAGUCACACACGCUGCUCGCCCAGUCCCGGGGCCGAGCGCGCUCGCAGCCCGAGCUGAGCGCUGCCCUGACCCGAAGAGUGUCCCCGGGCUUGGCAUGAGGACCCUGGGGUGCCAAGGGAGGGGCUGAAGCCCAGCGCGGUGGUGGAGGAGGGCGGACAGAAUGACUGAGAACAUGAAGGAGUGCCUGGCACAGAGCACGGCGGCGGUGGGGGAGAUGGUGACAGUGGUGAAGACGGAGGUCUGCUCUCCGCUCCGGGAUCAGGAGUAUGGCCAACCCUGCUCUAGGAGAUCAGACCCCUCGGUCAUGGAAGUGGAGCCCAGGAAACUGAAGGGAAAACGUGACCUCAUCAUGCCCAAAAGCUUCCAGCAAGUGGACUUCUGGUUCUGUGAGUCCUGCCAGGAAUACUUUGUGGAUGAGUGCCCGAACCACGGUCCCCCAGUGUUUGUGUCUGACACACCGGUGCCCGUGGGCAUCCCAGACCGGGCCGCCCUCACCAUCCCCCAGGGCAUGGAGGUGGUCAAGGAAGCCAGUGGGGAGAAUGACGUGCGUUGCAUAAAUGAGGUCAUCCCCAAGGGCCGCAUCUUCGGCCCCUAUGAGGGGCAGAUCUCCACCCAGGACAAAUCAGCUGGCUUCUUCUCGUGGCUGAUUGUGGACAAAAACAACCGCUACAAGUCCAUAGAUGGGUCAGAUGAGACUAAAGCCAACUGGAUGAGGUACGUGGUCAUCUCCCGGGAGGAGAGGGAGCAGAACCUGCUGGCCUUCCAGCACAGCGAGCGCAUCUACUUCCGGGCCUGCCGGGACAUCCGGCCGGGGGAGCGGCUGCGCGUCUGGUACAGCGAGGACUACAUGAAGCGCCUGCACAGCAUGUCCCAGGAGACCAUCCACCGCAACCUGGCCCGAGGAGAGAAGAGGUUGCAGAAGGAGAAGUCUGAGCAGGCUCUGGAUAACCCAGAAGACCUGAGGGGUCCCCUUCAGCUCCCCGUGUUGAGACAGGGCAAAAGUCCCUACAAGCGUGGCUUUGACGAGGGGGAUGUGCACCCCCAGGCCAAGAAGAAGAAGAUUGACCUCAUUUUCAAGGAUGUGCUAGAGGCCUCACUGGAAUCCGCAAAGGUAGAAGCCCACCAGCUCGCCUUGAGCACUUCCCUGGUUAUCAGGAAGGUCCCCAAGCACCAGAAUGACGCCUACGGUCAGUGUGCAAUGACGAUGUCGCACGGCGUGCAGAAUGCCAGUCGGACCCAGGGGGACGGGGACUGGAAGAUCCCCCAAGGGGCUUCCAAGGAGGCAGGCCCCCUGGAGGACGAAGAGGAGGAGCCUUCGUCGUUCAAGGCCGACAGUCCCGCUGAGGCCUCCCUUGCGUCCGACCCUCCCGAGCUGCCCACCACCUCCUUUUGCCCCAACUGUAUUCGCCUAAAGAAGAAGGUCCGGGAACUCCAGGCUGAACUAGACAUGCUUAAGUCUGGCACGCUUCCUGAGCCCCCCACCUUGCCAGCGCAGGUCCUGGAGCUCCCCGAGUUCUCAGACCCCGCAGCCUCAGAGAGCAUGGUCUCCGGCCCGGCCAUCAUGGAGGACGACGACCAGGAGGUCGAUUCCGCAGACGAGUCCGUCUCCAACGAUAUUAUGACGGCCACCGACGAGCCCUCCAAGAUGUCCUCGGCCACCGGGCGCCGGAUCCGGCGCUUCAAGCAGGAGUGGCUGAAGAAGUUCUGGUUCCUGCGGUACUCCCCGACCCUCAACGAGAUGUGGUGCCACGUCUGCCGCCAGUACACGGUGCAGUCCUCGCGCACCUCCGCCUUCAUCAUCGGCUCCAAGCAGUUCAAGAUCCACACCAUCAAGCUGCACAGCCAGAGCAACCUGCACAAGAAGUGUCUGCAGCUCUACAAGCUCCGCAUGCACCCCGAGAAGACGGAGGAGAUGUGUCGAAACAUGACCCUGCUCUUCAACACCGCCUACCACCUGGCCCUGGAGGGCCGGCCCUACCUGGACUUCCGGCCGCUGGCCGAGCUGCUGCGGAAAUGCGAGCUCAAGGUGGUGGACCAGUACAUGAACGAGGGAGACUGCCAGAUCCUCAUCCAUCACAUCGCCCGGGCGCUGCGUGAAGACCUGGUGGAGCGCAUCCGCCAGUCGCCAUGCCUCAGCAUCAUCUUGGAUGGGCAGAGCGAUGACCUGCUGGCCGACACGGUGGCGGUCUACGUCCAGUACACCAGCAGCGACGGGCCCCCGGCCACGGAGUUCCUGUCCCUGCAGGAGCUGGGGUUCUCCAGCACAGAGAGCUAUCUGCAGGCGCUGGACCGGGCCUUUUCCGCCUUGGGCAUCCGCUUGCAGGACGAGAAGCCCACCGUGGGCUUGGGCAUAGACGGGGCCAACGUCACAGCCAGCCUACGGGCCAGCAUGUUCAUGACGAUCCGCAAGACGCUGCCCUGGCUGCUGUGCCUGCCCUUCAUGGUACACCGGCCCCACCUAGAGAUCUUGGACGCCAUCAGUGGGAAGGAGCUCCCCUGCCUGGAGGAGCUGGAGAACAACCUGAAGCAGCUGCUCAGUUUCUACCGCUAUUCCCCGCGCCUCAUGUGCGAGCUGCGGUCCACGGCGUCCACGCUGUGCGAGGAGACGGAGUUUCUGGGGGACAUCCGGGCUGUGCGGUGGAUCAUCGGCGAGCAGAACGUCCUCAACGCCCUCAUCAAGGACUACCUGGAGGUGGUCGCCCACCUCAAGGAUGUCAGCAGCCAGACCCAGCGGGCGGACGCCUCGGCCAUCGCCCUGGCUCUGCUGCAGUUCCUCAUGGACUACCAGUCCAUCAAGCUUAUCUACUUCCUCCUGGACGUGAUCGCCGUGCUCUCGCGCCUGGCCUAUGUCUUCCAGGGCGAGUACCUCCUGGUGUCACAGGUGGACGACAAGAUCGAGGAGGCCAUCCAGGAGAUCAGCCGGCUUGCCGACUCCCCCGGGGAAUACCUGCAGGAGUUCGAAGAGAACUUCCGGGAGAGCUUCAACGGGAUUGCCAUGAAGAACCUCAGGGUGGCUGAAGCCAAGUUCCAGUCCAUCCGCGAGAAGAUCUGCCAGAAGACCCAGGUGAUCCUAGCUCAGCGGUUCGAUUCCCGCAGCCGGAUCUUCGUGAAGGCCUGCCAGGUGUUCGACCUGGCCGCCUGGCCCCGGAGCAGCGACGAGCUCCUGAGCUACGGCAAGGAGGACAUGGUUCAGAUCUUUGAUCACCUGGAGGCCAUCCCCACCUUCUCCCGGGAUGUCUGCAGGGAAGGGCUGGACCCCCGGGGGAGUCUGCUGAUGGAAUGGCGGGAACUCAAGGCUGAUUACUAUACCAAAAACGGCUUCAAAGACCUGAUCGGCCACAUUUGCAAGUACAAGCAGCGGUUUCCGCUCUUGAACAAGAUCAUCCAGGUCCUCAAAGUCCUCCCCACCUCCACCGCUUGCUGCGAGAAAGGCCGAAACGCCCUGCAGCGAGUUCGCAAAAACCACCGCUCCCGCCUGACUCUGGAGCAGCUCAGCGACCUGUUGACCAUUGCUGUCAACGGCCCUCCCAUCGCCAACUUCGAUGCCAAGCGAGCCCUGGACAGCUGGUUUGAGGAGAAGUCUGGCAACAGCUACGCCCUGUCCGCCGAGGUCCUCAGCAGGAUGUCUGCCCUGGAGCAGAAGCCGGCGCUGCAGACUGCGGACCACGGGUCAGAGUUUUAUCCGGAUAUUUAGGAAGCUGGCGUUGCAGAGUUCACUAAGCUGUUGAAUAUUUUUUUAAUCUAUACUCAUAAGCUUUGAUAUAUUAUAUAAAUAUAUAUUAUAUUAUAUAUAUCUAUAAAACCCACACUGAAAAAAAAAUUUUUAAAACCAAGGUGAGACAUCCACCAGAAGCUCCUGGGAGUUUUCAGAUUGGAAUAAUGUCGGAAACUGACUCUUGUCUACAAAAUUUGGCAGCUGUAACACACGUGGAAACUCAUUUUCACUCACAGAAGCAUGUGCUGGGGCUACACGGGCUCCCACCUGACUGUCAACCAACUCGCAUAAGCUAAAAUGACGGGUCUGUCAUCGCCUUUAGGUAGCUCGUUUUGUUUAUGUUCUUGUUUGGGGGUUGAGGGGUUUGGGUUUGGGUGUAUGUUCUUGCCUUUUUUAUUUUUUCUUGUUUGGUUUUACGAGGGGGAUCUCUUGGCCUCUUGGCUUACAUGCUGGUCCGGCAGAAUCAGACCUCUGAUCUUUGGAUAGGGUGAGCUGUGUAUCCGGAUCAGGGUGUUCAACCUUUUCCCCCUCCCAGCCGGCUUGAGAGGUUUUCAUUCAUUCCCUGAUGAGCGUUCCUUCACUGUCUCUGAAUCAGAAGUGUCGGUCAGACUGUGACACCUGCCAGUCCCCACCUGUGUCACCUCUCCCGUCCCUGGGCUGUUGAGUCCCUCCUUCCAGUCCCCUGGAUGCUAAACAUUUUACCUGUUAUAUCAAAGGUAAAACUGCCUCACAACGGAGCUUGAAAUCCUGGGGCAAAGGGAGGACGUGAGCCCUUUGCAUUCCUGUUUUUUACCUGGUGUGGGAGACCAUAACAGAAUUCCAUUCAGAUCCAGGGAAUGUGGGGGAAAUGCAGAGCCAAGAAGUCCAGACCCCAGUAGGGCAAUGAUUUUUGGCUAAAAACACGUAAAAUGAAAAGUAUGUAUUCAAUUUACAUGAAUUAUUUAUACUCUGUCUUUAUAAUCGUAUUAUGUGUUUGGGGGUAUAUUAUUUUUUCCUUUAAUAAUUGAGAAAUGCCUGCUAGAGUUCAGUGGCAGGAGAUGUCAAUGCAAGUUGUGCCCUGGGUUAUGCAUAACUCUGAUGAGAGUCUCUAGAGAUUGGGUUCUUCUUUUGCAAUAAGGCUGAUGACAAGCCCUGAAGCCUGGCAGGAAGGUAGUGGAAAAGUGGGGAAUGCGUCUAUGCCUGCAAACGCUUCCUUUUUUGAACAGGGUAGAGAUGUCCUCAAAGAAAGGAAUAAACAAGAAGUCAGACAGGACUCUCAAGGCAUCAGCCUACACACACACACACACACACACACACACACAGCUGCGAUAUAAGCUUUAGAAAUAGCCACUUGCCUACUCCCUGAGGCAAGUAGUGGUUUCAUCUAGAGGAGUCUUGAUCAAUGCUCUUUUGUUCAUUUAAUUACCAGUAUACCUCGCAAGGGAGUUUUUUUUAAACAAAUGUGCGUGAGCUGUUAAAAACUUCUGUCCGUGUUUCCACAUCUGAUGUAUGCAUAUCUGAUCUGCAGAGGUCCUACAUUGUGGAUGCAGGUUAUAUUUGGGGGACAGGAGGAAGACCCGCAUUGUCUAUAGUCUGUCUAUAGGAGCCACCCCUCUCAUUUGGCAGAGGGUGGGCAAAGGAUGGGAUGAUCUGGCCACAGGCAAGGCCUCGGUGUCCCCAGCCUGCUCGGCUCAGACAUUAGAAAACUGUGGUGGCUCCCUCCCUUCUUGGUUUAUCUUGUCUCUGAGGCCUCAUGCCACCGAUGAGAGCCGGAGGGGAACUGUCAGCGACACUGAACACGUCACCCCUUCUUCCUUGUCCCGCCAGACCUUCACCCCCCACAGACCCCCUCCCCCCACCCCCAUGGUCUUGGUGCUAUGAUAACUUUAGAAUCAUUGCUGCUAGUCAAUAGCUUUUCAUUAUAUAAAUAUAUUAUAUAUAUUAUAUAUUAUUUUUGAAACUUUUUUUGUUUUCAACAGUGAUGUAGCAUGUUAAAACAAAACCAACUGGUUUUCUCCGACUGUCCCACUGCCAGGCCUCAUAUGCUGCCUUCUUCAACAAAUCAAUGCACCCCUGCCUGGUGACAUUCACCCCUCACCCCCGCUCCCCAGUCUCACACGCUUUCCCACCCUCCUCUGAACAAGGAGAGAGUUAGCAGGAGCCUUCAAGGAAAGACCCAAAGCCCUUUCUCCAGCUUUGAAAUUCCCAACCUCAUGCACGUCACUUUAAGCCGAUGUCUUCUCCUGCCAUCCCCCUCGUCCGAUCAGGGUCAGUAUCUGUGGUCAAGUGCAAAGCACAAGGGUCCACCUUUCCCUCCUCGACUUCCUCUCCACCACGCACCCAAUCUAUCAGGUCUGUGGGAGAGCUCCCUCUGGACAUCACACGGACCAAGAUGGGUCGAGGAGGAGCAGAGAUGACUGGCAAGGUGGGCCUCCAUAGGGAUCAGAAACAGUAGUCGGGAUCCUUUCUUCUAGCCAACAGAUGCCUUACGUCUCCCCCUGCCCACCCCUGUGCCUCCCCACCCACUACAUCAGGAGACAGGGAGUCAUCCCCUAGACCACCACUCAUCUGAAAACCAGGAGGAAAGACUCUCUGAUGGCCGCCUGAGUACUGUGGCAGGGCCACAACUGUUUGCUCUCAGGAGGCCAUGGCCAAAAUUAGCUCAAAUUUUUAUCCAGAGGGGAAAGAAUCCUUUGGGCCAAUGCCAGUGUCUACCUUAUCAUUUCAGAGGAGCGGGAGCCAGCCACCCAGGCUCCACACCUCGGAGAGGUUGGGCUCUCUGGAGAUUCCCGAAGUUUGGGAAGGCAUCUCGAAAACUUCAGGUGCUCAUGGCAGUCUGAAGGCCACUUUGCCUGGGGACAGGGAGCAAUUUGGGUGACACACCACUACAAUUGACCCAGAGUCUUUACCCUCAGAAGUUCCAGUGUUUCUAUCCUGUGAAUGCUGCGUGCAAUUACCCGUGGUUUUCACCCCAGGCGUUUCCACUCUCUGCCUUCGAGAAGGACUCCUGGGGUGUGGGGACUCUUGGGGUCUGCCCACGUGCUUGGGCAGUCUAACCUCUCGUCGAUGAGUAUUAAAAGCUGUGGCCAGGUGAUCCUUGUAUGCUGAUAGACAAGAGACAGAGCCCUUAAAUUCAACCCCUGGCUUACGAGUGACAACCAUUGACUUAGAAAAAAAUGUUCGUGUCUCUGGAGUCAAGCUUGUUCUCAUUGGGUUGACCAAUUAGUGUUUUUCUUCGGUUCAUGGAGUGGGUGGGAAAUGAGAUCAGGUCUGUGGCUGAUGGUGCCAAGCAGAUACAUCACAGAGCUUGGGAGCCAGAAACCCUUGUGAUUAAACAUGGUCUGCUUUUUCUCAAUGGAGGGAAAAAACAAAAAGACCCAUUGCCAUCUUGUAUCUGUCUGUGAAAUGUGAGGCAGCCCAGCCCUGUCUACAACUCUUGCCGCUUCCCAAUUUCCAAGUUUCAGCUGCCUGGUUGGGUAUUACAGUCUGGGCAUCCACGACACCAGCUACUUUAUUUGUUUGUUUCUUCUUGGAUGGCCGCUGGGCACAUCUAGUGCUGGGCAGACCCUCAUUUCCUCAUCCUCACUGAAGGAUGGGCGGAGGCUCUGUCUCCUGGAUCCCUGGUUUGUUGCAUUCAGUGCUGAGCCCUGAAUCUGGGCGGUUGGAGGUCUCCACCCUGGUCCCUGCCUAGUGUUUCCCUGUUGAGUUGGCUUGCUGAGCCCCCUCUCCUUGACUUGCUUAUGUUGCCCCUUUGACUUGGAGAAAGGACCUUGUAAUUAUUUAAGGUGAUGUUUAAAUAUUUUCCAUUUGUUUUGAAGUGUGGCCAAGAAGGAAAAAAUAGGCAAAAGUGUGUCGAGUGCUGAAAAUGAUCUGAGAGAGGCUGAAGUAGACCAGGCUGUGGAGUGGGCGCUAUUUUGGCUGUUUACUGAGGCCUCCCGGGGUCCAGAAAGUGGCUUGGGGGUUGAAACAGAACUUCUCGAUUCCUUCCCCUUUGUUUUCUCACCUGUGGGAACAGGAAUUCUGUAUCUAGAGCUCGUUGUGGCUUCCGGUCUGAUUUCCAAGUAGAAUUCAUGUUCUUUCUUGGUCCCUACAUCCAGUUUGGACAGAAGGCUCUGGCCCUCAUCCCCUCUCACCCUUUCAAGCAGCAGGCCAGCCUGGGACAGCCAAAGCAGGGAGGUCAGGCCUCCUUAGAUGAGAAAGGCAUGUUCACAAGGCAGGUGAGCUUGGGACAGCCCCAUUUCCACCGCCAUCCUCCCCGAGGGAGGCGGUGCUGGCUCAUGGCUUCUCGGCUGGCUUCCUCCUCCAGUCUUGAGGAGGGAAGAUUAUGUCCAGAGAUCCGCAGGGGCCCUUCUCCUGCUUGGAGGAAGGCCUCUCUCUGCUCUCUGUGGACAAGGUGCUUUAGCUGAGUGUCUGGAGCUGUAAUAUUUUAAGAAAGCUUUGAGGUGAUCUUUGUGUGUUAGCCAGAGGGAGAAAAAGUGCCCUUUCGGGAGGAAAAAUGGUACGGCCCUCCUCUUUUAUCUGGCCCUCCCCACCCCCACCCCAGCCCUUCAAGUGGUAUCGCCCUGGAAAUACCUAUGCAAUCCAGUCUCCCUAGGAGAGUGCAUGGAAGCAGGGGUAUGUGCAGUGUAUAAUACAAAUGCUACAGCAUAUAUAUUGUAUAUAUGGACAUAUGCAGUACGUAUACACACAGAGUAAGAGAUGAAAUCACGUCUAUAUAUCUAUAAAUAAUAUCCUAUAUAUUUAUACAUUUCUAUGUUUUAAAUAGAUAUAAAAAAUAGAGUCUAUAGAGAGCUGGGAGAGCACCGGGAAAGGCUGUCGCUGUGUUGUGAGAAGACGGAGGACAUGGAGCCUUGCGGGGCGCCCGGGGCAGCUGAGCAGGUGGGGUUUGCUGGGAACGGGGCCUCCUACCCGGAGUGUUGGAGAGGAGAAUAGCCAGGCCCUGGCCCUCUCCCGUGCACUUUUCUCUCCUUUCCCGCACGCAGGCUUAGUCUGAGGUCGAAAGGAGAUCCUCACCUGUUGGGCUCCCUCCAAAGUGUCCGCUUUGGCCCCCAACAAGCCUCCGCUUGGGUGGUCCCUGCUGCCCGGAAGUAGGGUGUGGCCUCUGACCCCCUGGGAGAGGGACACUGCACAAUCUCCCCCGAUGCCGCCCCCCUCGCAGGAACGGGCAGCAGUGGUGGCGAUAGGAGAGCUGCGAAUUGGACCGAGACGGGUCCAGGAGAGAUGCCGCCGCCCCACCUCCCCACUUUAGACGCUUUUUGCUGCCCUCCACCCCCGCCCUGGAGGCCAAGCCUCUGAAGUACAGCCGUCCUGGCCUCCCUCACCCACUCUUUCAUCGCCUGCCAGGGCAGCAUCACCAGUCAGCGCUGCCCACCAUCCAGAGGCUUUCCGGCCAGGGCAGGGGGGGUGUCAACUAAUGGGAAAGGGUGAGAGAGACAUAUCCGCACCCUCAUAAAUUCAGUGGCAACGCAAGUUCAGAAGCGGGGCUUUGGCCCAGCCCACUUUGCACAGCGGCUGCUCCUGGCUGCACUCGGGACAGCGGCCCCCACCCCUCUCCUGUGCCCAGUGACCCCUGGCCCCACCUGCGCCGCCGUUAACAGGCAGGUCUAGUUCACGUACACUGUUCUGAUUCUGUGACUCGAGGCAGAGGCUGAGCCAGACGCCCCAAGCUCAUCCAAGCUCAUCCACUUCCGCCGGGGAGGGCGCCUCCCUCGGCUUGGCCCAGCCCCCGCUCCUGGAUGACCGGGACGUCUGGGGGCCCGAGGGGGCACCGGUGCCACCGGCCGCGUGACGAAGGGCCUGUGCAGCCCUGACGGGAUCAGAAAUCCGUUUCACUUCCAGGUUCUUUCCCCGCCCUGGAGGUAGAGGAGGAAGGGCCGAUGGGGCCACAGAGGAUGGGAGAUAGAGGGUGGCCACACCCUCUGCCCUCUAAGUCAGCCUCUGCCUUUUUGCCUCGUCUCCGUCUCCCAGCCUCCUCUGACCUCCGUCCUACACUUCCAUACCAUUUACCAACGUACCUCAGUCUCCAGCAGAGCACCCCCCCAUACCCGCAGUCUGGGGCGGGGGGUGUCUGUUCUGCCAAUGCCCACCUCUUCUCCACUCCACGUCCACCCUGGUCUCCUUGAGCCACCGCUAGCUGCCAACCGGGUGUCCGAACACCCUCCAGUGCCUGGCUCAAGAGAGACCAGGCCCGGCCCGAGCUUUCCUCCCGCUGCGGGGGGUCAGACCUGUGGCCAGGGGAUGGGCAUCCUCGGGUAGCAAUCCCACAAUGCACUGUACCUCAGAGAGAGAGCAUCCUCGGGGCAUCAAGGGCGCCAGGCCCUCCAUCCAGAGGAGGAUGGCCGGUCACUACACUGCUCCCCAAAAGACAAGGGCCAGGCUGCCCUCGGGGCACCCUCAGUUUCUUCACUUUUGUCUCUCUGGAAGAGCCAGCAGUCUGAUUCCGUCUUUUUCAGCCCCGUUGUCUCUCUCCUCCUCUCCACCCCCACGCUGCUGAACCGUUUCAUUUCAAUCACAGAGGAAAAUAAAGUGGGGAUGGGGGGAAAUACCUAGGAGUCUAUUAUCACAUACAUAUUAAUAUGUUAAUACUUUCUUUCUUAAAAAAAAACAAACCCUCGAUGUUAUUAUUUUGCAGACUACGCUUUAUAGUACCUGUGUGACGGGACCUAGAACACUGGAUACAAAUAGAGCUAUGUUGGUUUAUCAUAAUAUGUACGCAGAAACUUUCCUUUUGUCAUAUUAUCCUUGUAAUGUAAGAAGAUUGUUAAUAAAAGCAUUUAAAUUUA